GUCGUGCCGCUGGGCGCCCGCCCGGCGGCCCCCCGCGCGCCGAGCGGCCCGCGCGGGCCCGCGGAGCGCUGGCUCCCGGCGAGCCUGGGCGGCGGGAGGCCCGGCAGGCGCAAGCAGGACGCGCACUUGGAGGAGGUCAUCGGCGAGCUCGCCGCCUGGUCCGCCGUCAAUGGCCACAAGCACGUGGUCGGCUUCGUCUCGGCGAUGGUGGAGGGCAACCGCGUCUUCAUGGUAAUGGAGAGGUGUGAGACCAGCAUCAUCCACAAGGUCUCCAAUUCGCCAGGCUUCUGGGUGGUGGAGUCCCGGCGCGUGAUGAAGGAGAUGCUCCUUGGUGUACAGGCGUGCCAUCUGGUUGACAUCGUUCACAGAGAUAUCAAGCCACAGAACUAUCUGCUAGCCGCCGACGGCAGCACCGUGAAACUGUGCGACUUCGGGCUGGCUGCCAGGAUGCCCUGCCCUGGGCAGCUGCUGGGGCUGGCCGGCACCAUCCCCUACAUGUCCCCCGAGAUGUUGAGGGGCUCCGGGUACGGCAAGGCCACGGACAUGUGGUCGUACGGGGUGAUGGCGUACCUCCUGUGCUUCGGCGCCUUCCCGUACACCCCCGACGCCUCCUCGCGCGGGGGCAUGAAGAGGGCCAUUCCCAGGCUCGGCCACCCCGCUCCCCGCCUCGCCCGGGGCGGCGGGGUCGCCGCCCUCGUGGAGCGGCAGCUGGAGCUCUGCCCGGCCGCUCGCUGCACCGCGGAGGAGGCCCUGGCGCACUGGUACCUGCAGGAGAAGGCCCCGCCGCGCGCGCGGAGACGCCGAAGCCCAGGAGCUCCUCCGACGCGAGCGAGGCGACCACCGCGGCCGCUUCGAGGGCGGAGUCCUUCACCGCCUGCUUCAGCACGACCGGCUCAUGGUGCGUCUGAGGCGUUCGGCCAGACGUGGACGUCGGAGGCCCAGGUAUGA
Prorocentrum cordatum is the source of this 948-nucleotide messenger RNA. The record is from the annotation of a GenBank genome assembly. Lineage: Eukaryota; Dinophyceae; Prorocentrales; Prorocentraceae.